Molecule: messenger RNA, 1351 nt
Organism: Amphimedon queenslandica
Lineage: Eukaryota; Metazoa; Porifera; Demospongiae; Haplosclerida; Niphatidae
Product: bone morphogenetic protein 4
Exons: 2
Coding region: 76-1194 (372 amino acids)
Cellular component (GO): extracellular region
Molecular function (GO): growth factor activity; cytokine activity
Source: RefSeq, a predicted model, not a curated record
AAAAUCAAGCAAACGAUAGCCACAGAGCUUUCCGACCCUUGUAGUUCAUAUAUUUAACAAAAAAGUGUUCAGAAAAUGUUUACCUCUUCAGUAAACUUCUUUUUGCUCCUCUUGUCACUGGCAACAUUGACAAUGACCUUUCCAAUCCUGGAGAAGCAGCAGCUCUCAGACGCUGAGCCUCAUCGAGACGUGGUCCUCAGAGAGUCAGGGGAUCCCCAGCCAAGGCUAAAACCAUACGUUCUCUCUCUCUUUGAGUCUUUCGCAGCUAAUGCUAAAGAGCAACCUGAUCGACACCGCUACAAUACUCUAAGGUCGUUUGAAAUUACCAAGGCUCAAGGUUGCAAAGAUUCUAAGUACACCUUUACCUUUAACAUGUCCUCAAUACCUAAGGAAGAAGACAUCUCAAAGGCAAUAUUCAGAGUUUACGUAAAUAUUUCCACUUCUUUCUCUUCAUCACAAGGUAGUGCCCAAUUAACUCUCACCUCAAACAAUUCUAAUAUCAAUAAAAAAAACAUCACAACCAAUGAAUCGCAGUUUGUUGAUUUCCCAGUUCAGCUGCAUAUACACGACUGGCUGAAGAACGGGCAGUUAAAGUACCUUGUUAACUUGGGUAUUACAAUCGAAGCUAAUGGGCCAUUGGAAUGCAGCAGCAAAGAUAUGGGCAUUGUCUUUGAUGAUGCAAAUGAUUCCACACAACCAACUCUCGUUGUCUAUUCUUUUGAUCACGAUGAAGAUAGACUCUUAGAGAAACUAAACAAAGCAAUCAGCGAGAAAAUGAACAGUUCAGAGAGCACAGCUGAUGCUGAUAGAACCAGACGAUCCGCCGGCAAAACAGUUUCAAAAGGAGAUUCCGAAGAGUGUAGUAAAUCAAGCCUUUCAAUCGAUAAAGGACAGUUGGCGCAAAUAUUAGACAUAGAGAUUGACUUCCCUGAAACCUUUGACCUCAACGUGUGUGGUGGACAUUGCCCAGGAUCUAAAUACAUUAACCAGUUCCAUUCUAAGAUAACAUACCUCUUACUGGCCACUUCCGAAGUUGAGCAUCUCGCAAACAAACACCUUUACUCCAAAACCUGCGUUCCUACAAAAUAUCAUUCACUCAACUAUAUAAAAUUUGAUCAAAAUGGUAGCGUCAUAAAAACUCUCGAUCAGUUCAGCGUGGCGGAAUGCAGCUGUGUAUACUCUUACUCGGAUUAGAUGGUGUGAGAGGGCCCUACUCUCUCUCUCUCUCUCUCUCUCAUCAGACAAUGUUUGGCCCAUAUGGUUUUAUCAGACCUAAAUUUCUUUGUUUCUUUUUCUCUCCUUGCCAACCAAAAAACAAUACAUGUAUAAAGUUAACUAGAUAUGCAUUGUA